This is a messenger RNA of Toxotes jaculatrix (banded archerfish), 1859 nucleotides long. RefSeq names its product secretion associated, Ras related GTPase 1Ab (gene sar1ab). Gene Ontology annotation, molecular function: GTP binding; GTPase activity. Gene Ontology annotation, biological process: endoplasmic reticulum to Golgi vesicle-mediated transport; vesicle organization; intracellular protein transport. Gene Ontology annotation, cellular component: COPII vesicle coat; endoplasmic reticulum exit site. NCBI's taxonomy places the organism in Eukaryota, Metazoa, Chordata, Actinopteri, Toxotidae. The transcript is spliced from 7 exons. The record is from RefSeq and is a predicted model, not a curated record. Bases 96 to 692 code for a protein of 198 amino acids.
GUUGAGGGCUACACGCCAGUCGACGGGACAGGCUUGGACCAAAAACCGGACGGACGAGAGCUCACAAAUUCAGCAGACCAAGGUAGUCAAGAGACAUGUCUUUUAUAUUUGAAUGGAUCUACAAAGGCUUCAGCAGCGUCUUACAACUAUUAGGGUUGUACAAGAAGACUGGCAAGCUGGUGUUCCUUGGACUAGACAAUGCUGGGAAAACAACACUCCUGCACAUGCUCAGAGAUGAUCGGCUAGGACAGCACGUGCCAACGUUACAUCCAACAUCUGAAGAGCUGACCAUAGCUGGAAUGACCUUUACGACAUUUGACCUCGGAGGUCAUACACAAGCACGAAGGAUCUGGAAGAACUACCUCCCAGCCAUAAAUGGUAUAGUUUACCUGGUGGAUUGUGCUGAUCAUGAGCGACUAGCAGAGGCUAAGGUUGAACUGGAUGCCCUGUUAACAGAUGAAACCAUAUCUAACGUACCGGUUCUCAUCCUGGGGAAUAAGAUAGACCGUCCAGAGGCCAUCAGUGAGGAUGCACUGAGGGGAAUGUUUGGUCUUCAUGGACAUACAACUGGAAAGGGCAAAGUAUCACUGAAGGAGCUGAAUUUGAGGCCGAUGGAGGUUUUUAUGUGUAGCGUGCUGAAGAGACAAGGAUAUGGAGAUGGUUUCCGCUGGCUCUCUCAGUAUAUUGACUGAUUCACAUUCUCUUGAUAACCUUAACCAGAUUUACCACAUGCUGCCUGUGCACACAAAAAAAAAAAAAAACAUGUUCCACACAAAACUACCUGCCAUAGAGAAAUAGAACAUACUCUAUUUAGGACUUUAACUGUGCCAGUAGUAAAUGUGUUUCAGGUAGUGUUUUUGUGUUAAUACAUCUUGUUUUCUUAACGUGUUCAAAGAAAUCUGUAUGUAGUGUCAGUCAUACCACAGCAAGUCAAGGAUAUGUUAAGAAUCAUCAGUCUGUAUUAUUCAGAUUGAAUGUGGGGAAUAAUGUUCAUGCUGUGGUUUCUACCUUCACUUAAAGCCUGUAGGAAAUUCUGUCUGUCAUAUAGAGCAUGUCAUUGCUGUGAACCAGUUUCUGACCCGGGUUUAUUUUUGGUUGCUGGUGUUGACUUACAGUGAAGGUCAUUGGGGUUAACAUUCUUUGCUUGCAGUUACUCUUCCCUGAUUGAGGAUGAAGAAAACUUUGUUUUACUAUAUUUAUCCAAAUUUUUUCAAGAACAGAAUAGUUUUUCUGGAAAUGCUGCAGUGAUUUGGUGCCGUAUUUGUUAAUAAGAAAAGUGUUAAUACAGUAGCUUGCUACCUCCAAGGAUACUAACAUACAUUUUUACUGAUUGCAUGUUUUUUUUAAUCACUGAAGGGUUUACCACUACAGGCCAAUUACAUGAAUGUGACCACAAGUGCAUUAACUGACAUUUUUGCUGUGAGGAGCUUUAUUUAAUCCAACAGAACAGUGUUACAUAAUUGCAGUAUUUGUCAUAACUGCAUCAGCACAGCCAAGUGAUGUAACAAACUCAUACUUCCAGAGUGAGGAUGCUAAACUACCUGUUUUCAUGAAGGUUACUUGCUGUGAAAUUACUUGAGUACUUUGUGAUUAGUUGCUGUUCACAACAUGCAGUGAUAUUAUGAGAGUACUUGGGUGGUGCUUAAAAGUAGGGUGGCAAAAGGUAUGCAUGAAAUUAGUGCAAUAUUAUACACGAUUUUGUAUAUAAACUCUUAUUUAUAUUUUGCAAUAAAAAUUGGCUUGCCUUGUUACAUCAAGCAUUGAGCUCUUAAGUACUAUAUCUGUUACAAAAGGUUGGUCAUAUUGUUAUUAAACGUGUGAAGUUUGAGCAUAAUAAAUAUUUUUGACAAAUCUUUCAA